AUGUGUAACCUUCUGUUGACUCAAUACAAAACAUUGCUGGCCAAAUUCAUCAAGCCAUUUGCAAGGGGUACUGUGUUGGCGCAACAAUUGCAAGCUACCACAACCAUUGAGCAGAUCACCAUAGAUCCUUACAAGUUCCAAUGUAGUGUUGGCCAAGCUGCUAGAUUGGACACACUGUGUUUCACAAAGACAAGGUUCUUGAGGGACAACACAGUGGCCUCAUCUAAUUCUCCUUAUAUCACUGUUUUGCUGCCAUUGGAACCUUGUAAAGGUGGGGUGCUAGACUGGAUGGGCCAAGGAACGUGCACUUGGGAUCAUCAUUGUCAUUGUCUGCUUCAGGCAUUUUAUUUUUCAUGGUGA
Molecule: messenger RNA, 360 nt
Organism: Melampsora larici-populina 98AG31
Lineage: Eukaryota; Fungi; Basidiomycota; Pucciniomycetes; Pucciniales; Melampsoraceae
Exons: 2
Coding region: 1-360 (119 amino acids)
Source: RefSeq, a predicted model, not a curated record